Messenger RNA from Cuscuta epithymum, 1649 nucleotides. The record is from the annotation of a GenBank genome assembly. NCBI's taxonomy places the organism in Eukaryota, Viridiplantae, Streptophyta, Magnoliopsida, Solanales, Convolvulaceae.
CCCCUCUCCGCCACCUAAUAUUGUCACACAAGAUUAUAUCACCAAACGUAACGUACCACUUCCAAAUUGAAUAAAAAUGAGCCAGCAACAGCCAAGAAGGCCGGAGAACGUUCUCCAAGAGCCCAUCAAAUAUCAAGACGUUUUCAGCGUCUCCGACGAGCUGGCUUCCAAACCCAUAACUCUCCAAGACGCCGCCGCCAUGCAGUCUGCCGAGACCACCACGCUCGGCCAGUGCCAGAAGGGCGGUCCCGCCGCCGUCAUGCAAUCAGCCGCCGAUCGUAAUGUCCGGUAUGCGGGCAUUAAGCCCGAUGAUGUCACUGACGUCGUAAGAGAUCGCGGCGUCUCUGUUUCCCAAACUGACAUCGCCGGCAACCGUGUAGUUACGGAAGCUGUCGGAGCAGAUAUUGUGGGGCGAUAUGUUCGUCCAUUGGAAAAUGCAAAAGAUGAGAAGGUGCGUUCUCCAGGGGGCCCACAGCAUGGUAUAGUGAGUGACGGAAUCACCAUUGGAGAAGCCCUUGAGGCGUCUGCUAUCUCCGCAGGGGACAAACCGGUGGACGAAAGUGACGCCGCCGCUAUACAGGCGGCGGAAGUCAGAGCAACCGGUCUUGGAGCGGUUUUGCCUGGCGGGGUAGGAGCGGAAGCUCAACGCGCCGCCACACUCAACGCUAGGACCACGAGGGAUGAGUUCAAAACCAAGCUCGGUGAUGUUCUCACGGUAAUACACUUUUUUUUCGAAGUGUUUUUGUAAGGGAAAAAACGUUUUUUAAUACUCCCUAUUUCUCUAACAAAAUCAGUGCUUAAAUUAAUUAAAGUCGGAUAAGUAAUAGGGGUAGUCAUUGUCCUUUAAUGUAGAGUUCAUUUGAUGUCCUUUUUUCAAUGUGAAGUAUAAUCUUGAUGGAAUUAAUUAAUUAGUCCUACAAAAAGAAAUUAAAUACUCCUUCGUCCGUCCCACUUUGACAAUUUUUCAUUUUCGAUUUUCCAAAUAAACUUUGUCAGUGUCUUAUUACAUUAACUAAUUUGUGUGGCAACUCCAUUGGGACGGAGGUUAUAGGAUUUGUUUGAAACUACAUUAUUCUCCAUUAAUUUUAUUUCUGGAUCUGUACUUAAUUAUGAACUAAUAAAUUAAAUGAAUGUGAAAGGAUGCGAGUACUAAGCUUCUGGAUGACAAGAGCGUGACCGCGGAGGACGCGGCUGCGGUGGUGGGCGCGGAGGCCAGGAAUAAAGAAGGCUUUACUCAUCCCGGUGGCGUGGCGGCUACUAUGGCGGCGGCGGCCGGCCUCAAUCAAGAUACCUCUUUCAAUGCUUCCUAUACCGUGUAAUAGUACGGACUAGUAAAAUAAUGCUAAGAUAUACUAGUACUAGAAUGUGGUCUACUCAUAAAUAUAUAGUACUCGUUUGCUAUGUAUAUCAAAUACCUAGCUGUUCACUUUGUACUAGUUAGCUAGGCCAAGUGUGUGUUUUGGUCUUUUGUUGAGUUGGAGAACCCAAACUACGAACGGGAGACGACCGUUGGCCAAUCUUCCAAACUUACGUAUAUGUAGUUUGGUUCUCAUGUAAAUAGUAAUGUGAGAAAUGAGUAUAAAAAAACGUGACUACAAUAUAUAAUGCCCAAAUAAUCUAGCAAUUUUCAACUUCUAUAUGUAUACUUA